AUCCUUCCAGCUUAUGUAUCCUGAUCCUAUCCAUCCUUUCAGCUUAUGUAUCCUGAUCCUAUCCAUCCUUCCAGCUUAUGUAUCCUGAUUCUAUCCAUCCUACCAGCUUAUGUAUCCUGAUCCUAUCCAUCCUUUCAGCUUAUGUAUCCAGAUCCUAUUCAUCCUACCAGCUUAUGUAUCCUGAUCCUAUUCAUCCUACCAGCUUAUGUAUCCUGAUUCAUCCUUCCAGAAAAUUAUCCAAUAUCCCUUUUUUACAACCUGAAUGAGAACUCCUAUUAAUACUUACUAUUAUCUACCAAAUUGCAGUCUUUAUAUUUACGUUGUGCAAUGUACAAUGUACAUACAUAAUACAUAUAGUCUAAUAUUAUUGAUUUGUAUUGCUUAAUUGUUAUCUUUAAACCAAAUCAAAACGGCAGCUGUGAUUGGGUUAUAAUUGUUAGAUUCUAUUCCAGAGUGAAUUGAAAAUAGAAAUGGCUGGGAUGGAAGGGUUAAUGGGUGGGCGUGGUGAACCCAACUAUAGGGUUAAGACCGACGCUCUCUACAUAGAUGGGGAUCCCCGACGUCCUGCAGUAGGUGGUAAGCGGGGCAAGGUUGGAUAUCAGCAGGAGGUUUCUGAGAACUCUUCAGGAGAAUCGGACAGAUAUGCAGGAUUUGGAAUUGGAAUCACGGGGCUAAUUGCUGAAAAUCUUAUUUGUCAUCCGUUCAUCAUACUUAGACGUCAAUGCCAGGUGAAUGUGGAUUCUGGAAGAUAUCACACAACUCCCUUCACCCUCCUCCCAGUUAUUGUAAAUCUAAACAGAUGGCAGGGUACAUCAGCACUCUUUAAAGGCGUUGGAAGUAGUCUGACUAUAAAAGGAUUAAAUCUUGGUAUAGAGGAUUGUGUCAGUAAGUUCACUCCUUGGCCUAAAGAGAUAAACAAACACAGUUCUUUAAAUAUGAUUGGACAACAUUUACUACUCAAGUGUGUGAGUACUGCCAUAAUAACUCCAUUCUACUCUGCUAGCUUGGUGGAGACAGUACAGUCAGAUAUUGCAAGCGAGAAACCAGGUGUGCUUGAUGUUUUUAGAGAAGGAAUAGUUCGUCUUAUUAGUUGGUCUGACCCUAGAUGUGGAAGAAUGCUGCCCGUUUGGGUUCUUAUUCCACCUCAGGUUAUCCACAACGUACUGCACUACAUAAUCAAAACAAUAAUGGAACGGGUUUGGCUCCAGGUUAUGAAGGCGUCACACAAGGAGUUUCAGCGGCUGAAGGGAGCUGUGUCACGUGACCCUGAUCAGAAUUUACCUGGAAUAACCCAAUAUCAGAAUCAAGCCGCAGGGUUGGCGGGUCAACUUGUCGCAGACGUUAUUCUUUUCCCUUUAGAAACUGUUCUGCACCGAUUACACCUGCAGGGAACUAGGAGUAUUAUUGAUAACCUAGAUUCAGGAAAGGAAGUUAUCCCUAUCCUGACCCGGUAUGAAGGUGUUGGGGACUGUUUCUCCACUAUUCUACGGGAGGAGGGUGUACGGGGACUAUUCAAAGGGUUCGGGGCUCUCAUCCUCCAAUACUCAGUUCAUUUUCUCAUCAUCAAGUUUAGCAGUAAAAUCAUCAGUCAGAUUGUUCAGGUGUUUCCGACCUCAACUCUUGGAUUGACAGAGGCCAAACCACCUCUUAGGGAUCAUGAAUUGGCAUCUCUCCCAAAGGAUUCUGGAUUACGGGAUCUGUCUUCCCCUGGAUUACGGGAUCUAUCUACCCCUGGAUUACGGGAUCUAUCUACCCCUGGAUUACGGGAUCUAUCUACCCCUGGAUUACGGGAUCUAUCUACCCCUGGAUUAAGGGAUCUAUCUACCCCUGGAUUAAGGGAUCUAUCUACCCCUUUAUCUCGAGGUAUCCCAGGUUUACCAAGUCUACGAGAAGAUAUUCCGGAUCAAGAGGUUUACAGUUCCAGGACUAGCCUUGCAGAUUACUCGGGUUCCAGCUCUCCCAGACGUAACAUUGAUAGUUUAGAUUACACAGGAACUUCCCGAAAGAGUUGGCGAUCAAUGGAAAAUCUUUAAUUUAGUCAUAAAUAUUAUUUUAAUUAGUCUUGUUUUGCUUUUUGUUCUAUUAAACUUUAAAAUCAA
This is a messenger RNA of Eurytemora carolleeae, 2099 nucleotides long. Its product is annotated as solute carrier family 25 member 46. The coding region runs from base 471 to 2033 and encodes 520 amino acids. The record is from RefSeq and is a predicted model, not a curated record. Gene Ontology annotation, cellular component: mitochondrial outer membrane. NCBI's taxonomy places the organism in Eukaryota, Metazoa, Arthropoda, Copepoda, Calanoida, Temoridae. Gene Ontology annotation, biological process: mitochondrial fission; mitochondrial membrane fission. The transcript has 18 exons.